AUGUACAAAAAAAAAGAUUUAUUAUAAUUUUCUUUGAUUCUAUUAUUCUAUUAUAAAUUUACUAUUCAAAAUGGAAGUUUAAUGGAUUUCAUAGAAGGGAAAAUUUAUCAAAGACUUCAAAUAUUCUCUAGUUAGGGUACUCAAUCAAUUAAUUAUAUUGGAAAUUUAUUGGGGAAUCCAAAUGAACAAUUAAUCAUAAUAUAAUACAAUUCAAUAUUGAAUGAUGAAACAGAAGUGCUUAAAUAAAUUAAAAGAUAAUAAAAUGAAAUACAACCUAGAUGCCAACAUAUAAUUAAAAUACUUGGAAUAUAGGAUUAGACAUAAUCAAAAUUAUUAAUUGUUAUGGAAAAAGCUAAAGGCAAUAUCUUAGACUUAAUCAAUUCUUAUAAAUCUCUUAGUUUCGUUUAGAAAAUAAGGAUAUUUGAAUUAGUAAAAAUAUUAUAUUUUAAAAAUGGUAAAAGGAGUGAUAGAAUUACAUAAUUUAGGUUAUUUUCAUAGAGAUCUGAAACCAGAAAACUUUGUCUAUUAUGAAAAUAAAAAUAAAGAUUAUAAGGUCAAAUUAAUAGAUUUUGGGUUAGCAAUAAAAGACUCCACAAUUUAUGCUACAGAGCUAGUUGGGACUUUAAAUUACAUGGCACCUGAAGUAAUGGUAGCAAAGGAGAUAUAUGUUAAGACUGAUGAUAUUUGGAGUUUUGGAAUUAUAUUAUAUGAACUACUUACAUCAUAAAAAAUUUUAUAAGGUUCUUAAUUUAAUUAAUUUUAGCUAAGAACGAAAAAGAAUUCAAAUAAUAAAUGUUUCAGUUAUCUUAAGAGUAGAUAGAUAAUAAAAUAAACAAAGUGGAUGAUAUAGAAUAACAAGAAAUGAAGUUAAUAAACUAGAUAUUAUAAAAAGAUAGUAAAAAAAGAAUUAAAUUGGAAAUGUUAUUAUUGAAAAUAUAUGAGUAUUUCCAUAAAAUAAAGUAAUAAGAAGAAGAAAACUUAUUAGAAUUACAAUAAAUAAGAUAAUCGUCGAUUAAUAAAUUGGAACUCUUUAAAAGUAUAAUUGUGAUAUUCAUUUAAAAUCUAAAUUAAAGGUUAGAAAUAGUUAAUAAUAUAUAAGAUAAUAAUCUCAUAAUGGAAAAAAUUAUGAAAUAAAAUAUUUUACUUGAAUAGCAAAUAAUGAAGGAAAAAGAGGAAUAAUUGAAAAUACAACAAGAGUAGUUAUUGAAAAAGGAACAAGAGGAGGAAUUUAAAAAAAGAGUAAGAAAAAUAUCAAUCUUUAUUUUUAAUUGUUAGAUAAUUGUCAAGUUCAUAAAUUACUCAGAUUAAAACAAUUUCAGAAGAAAUUAACUUUUAUCAAAGAAUCUAAAGAUAUAUUUUAGGAGAAGAGUAGAUUUUAUAUGUGAUAACAUAGCAUUAAACAAUAACAUAAGAAAUCUAAGGGUUAGAAUUAUAGGUCAAGAUAAAAUUGUAAUUUGA
Molecule: messenger RNA, 1458 nt
Organism: Paramecium pentaurelia
Lineage: Eukaryota; Ciliophora; Oligohymenophorea; Peniculida; Parameciidae
Source: the annotation of a GenBank genome assembly